Molecule: messenger RNA, 1956 nt
Organism: Linum tenue
Lineage: Eukaryota; Viridiplantae; Streptophyta; Magnoliopsida; Malpighiales; Linaceae
Source: the annotation of a GenBank genome assembly
ACGCGGGCUUAAUCAAUAAAAUUAAUUUGCAGAAUUGUAUUGUAUUUUAUUUUUAUCACAGGCCAAUUCUGGGUGUUUGGUUGAUCAGAUUCCCAGGUCGAACAAUGGCGGCUUCCAUUAAUACGAUACUAAUAGCUAUGCUGGCCACUUUCCGCUCGCAGACAUCCUUGAAGCCCCAAGGCGGUUUGCUCUUACUUCUCCUCUCCACGAGUACGCCGCCCACAGACCUUUCUCCUCCUUUUGGUACUUUUGCAUAGGUUUUUUCAUUUACUGACUAUCCGUUUGAGCCGAUUAAGAAUCAAAAGUAGUCGUAAUUGUUUCACAACUUGAUUGAACUCGAAAGGGUUACGUACCUCCAAGUUUUGGUAAUUGGGUAUUGGCCAUUCCUGAGGGAAUCGGUAAAUUUUGGGGUUUGCUGGGAAACUUGAUUGUGUUUUUACCAUGCUUGCUCUCUGCAACUACGGUCCAGCGGCCUGCUUUUCGAGAUUAGGACGGAAAACUACUAUUAAUUUGUUGCCUCCUGUUCAUUUCUCAAUACCGAUUUGCCCUUUCCAGACCCAAUUCAGAGAAACCAGCUGUUCUCUUGUCCUGGUUUCUUCUUGAAUUGGAAGAAGGGGAGUUUCGAGGAAUUCUCUUGAUGAUUUUUUGCGGAAUACUGAAGAAACGGUUUCUGUUUUUUUUUCUUUUCCCCCAAGGUAGAACUAUGACUACCACGAGCAGCAGCGACAAGGAGAGAGUUUCCUCCUCAGUAAGAGUAAAGAACAUGUCUUCUUCUUUAAAAAGUGUUGUGGUUCCGACAAUCGCAAAUGAGGGUCCCCAUGUGGAUGGAGGAGUGAAGGAAGAGAUGGAAUUGUUAAAUGCAUCAGAGGAUUGGUAUGGUGGAGUGACUGUGGUAGUGAGUGAGCCUAUGGAAGUUGCGGAUUUCGUGCCACGACUGAGACAUUCCAUCUCAAAAUGGAAGGAACAGGGAAAGAGGGGACUUUGGAUGAAGUUGCCGAUUAACCAGUCUCAUCUGGUGGAUCCUGUAGUUAAGGAAGGGUUUAGGUUUCACCAUGCUGAAUCAGAUUAUGUGAUGCUCGUGUGUUGGCUUCCUGAAGAUGAACCUGAUACACUCCCAGUCAAUGCCACUCACAGGGUUGGUAUUGGGGCACUCGUGCUCAAUGAAAACAAAGAGGUAUUGGUAGUCAUGGAGAAGAAUGGUGCUUUCAAAGGCACAGGGUAUUGGAAGCUGCCAACUGGUGUAGUUGAUGAGGGUGAAGACAUCUCUGCAGCUGCUGCAAGAGAAGUGAAAGAAGAAACGGGAAUUGACGCUGAGUUUGUCGAAAUUUUAGCAUUCCGGCAAAGUCACAAGUCGUUCUUCAGCAAAUCAGACCUGUUUUUUGUCUGUAUGAUGAGGCCACUUACUUCGAAUAUCACUGCCCAGGAAUCGGAGAUUGCGGCAUCUAAGUGGAUGCCAAUCAAUGAGUAUGUUGAACAGCCCUACAAUAAGCAGCAUGGACAGUUUAGGUAUGUUGCGGAGAUCUGCAAAGCUAGAGCAGAAGGGGAGUACGUUGGGUUUUCUCCGUUUCCAGUCUCAUCCGCUUCUGGCAAGGACGUUUACCUGUACUACAACAAGCAGGACGGUAGCAGAUUGUAGGCACGUCUCUAGCUCUCGUCUCGCUCUGACCAACUCUCACUUACAGCUAUAUCAUUAAGUUCACCUUAAUGUUGGAAAUUUGGGGUCAGCGACUCAGCCUUCACCUAUAUCGUUUAUUAUCUACUAAUAAUACCCCCUGUAUUGUAUAUAUAUCAUUGUGUAGGAAAUAUUUGUUGCCAGUUAAGUAUAUUAUUUACCUUCACCUAUCCAAUCUUAAAGCAUUUGUAAAUUGAAGGGAUUCUUAUUUGUACAAAUGCUACUUCGAACUUGGAACGAGCAUGAAGAAAUUAACGAUACUUCUUUAUCUUUUGAGUUGUUCU